AUGUCCCCUCAGGCCGUAUCUGUCUGGAUAACCAUCAGGAAGCGCGUUGGCGCGCCGGAACCUCCCCCAGGCCACUCUGAACCAUGGUGGGCCAAUCUCAUGCUUGGCAAGAAGAGGUGCCAGGUUUGCGGCUGCCUCAGCGUCAAUAAUGUCGACUGGCAACUGCUGAUGCGUGUUUGCACGCGAUGCAAGAAAAAACAUUUGCUCACGCCCAUCAAGUUCAAGAAGGAAUUCCCGGUCAGCGAUGCGUCUGUGCUUAAAUUGGUAUUGUAUACGAACGUGGGCGGGCACUCUCAUGGUCAUGGAAGCAAUACCAGGUUCUACUGGAGAGAGGACGUUGAGCGCAUGCUCGAGAAGAUCGCUAGCUAUGAGAAGGAUAUCUCUGAGAAGAAGUUUGCCUCAGACACCGCAUACGAGGCAUUCCGGCAGCGGCGAGUCGAGUACGUGUCGGCGGUGGCCAGGCUUUGGCUGCAAUGGGCCAGUUGGGCUAGCGAUCAUUCCUGGGAAAAUUUCCGCGAUGGCGAACGGCUAGCCGAGUUGCGCAAGACGGCCAUCAAAGAGAAGCUCCUGCAGCUCGGAUACGACGAGCGCGACAUCAGCAAAGCCUUGAGAAGUUCCCAGAUGACUGUCGAGAAGAAAGAGCUCACAGACCUAGCAUGGAAGAAAAUACGCCCGAAAUGGGAGGAGGAAGUCAACAACCAGCGUCGAGACCGCCUUGACCGCGAC
Messenger RNA from Schizophyllum commune H4-8, 726 nucleotides. RefSeq lists its product as uncharacterized. The annotation marks the transcript as partial. Lineage: Eukaryota; Fungi; Basidiomycota; Agaricomycetes; Agaricales; Schizophyllaceae. The transcript has 7 exons. The record is from RefSeq and is a predicted model, not a curated record.